Molecule: messenger RNA, 5878 nt
Organism: Maylandia zebra (zebra mbuna)
Lineage: Eukaryota; Metazoa; Chordata; Actinopteri; Cichliformes; Cichlidae
Gene: camsap3
Product: calmodulin regulated spectrin-associated protein family, member 3
Biological process (GO): negative regulation of microtubule depolymerization; cytoplasmic microtubule organization; neuron projection development
Cellular component (GO): microtubule minus-end
Molecular function (GO): spectrin binding; microtubule minus-end binding; calmodulin binding
Source: RefSeq, a predicted model, not a curated record
CAGUCAUCAGCGGGACGAAAGCGUACGUACGUACAGUGAGCUGACAACACGGCAAUGCGGACGAAGAAGGGCAAAAACGAGGGGAAUAGUCCGGUUUAUAGUAGCCCAGCCGGUCGGGGCUUUAGCUGGUGUUAAGGAAAAAUUAAGCCAGGACUUCGUCUUCGAAACCUCCGACAAAAGGACCUUAGUUCGAUUUGGAAGUAGCUUCGGAGCGGAUAUUUCCCUGCAAAACCCUGAACCACAUCCGUAUUCCCAGCCCCGGUCGUAUGGAAUCGUCUGCUCCAAGAAUGAUCGCUUGAAUAUUUUUAUACUGUAUCCUUUUCCCCCCCCAUCACCGCUUCCCAUUUUUACAGACUCGCUAUGGUGGACUCCCCUACCAUGAGGAAGACUUUUGUGGUCCCAGACAUAAAAUCAUUGGAUUUGUAUGACUGCACUAAAUCAAAAAUAUGCGCAAGUGUCGGAUGGCUGCUGGCAAAGUCCUACGGCAGCACAGAAAAUGUCCCUGCAGAGCUGCGUGACCCUUUCUACUGUGACCAGUAUGAACAGGAGCACCUUAAACCGCCAGUAACACACCUCCUGCAGUCAUCAGAGCUCUACUGUCGCACCUACAACAUAUUACUGGGUAGUACUGCAACUGAGGCUCAGCCAAAAGAUAACGCCACCCUGCUGCAGCUUCUAACUCAGAGAGGCGUCGUUGCCAAAGACCAGGACACAACAGUGACUGAUGCUGACCUCCGACAUAAACCCAUCAAAAUGAGUGCUCAUCUGGCAGUGAUGGAUGCUUUGAUGGCUGUGGGAGCCAUGGAGACAGUGACUGCGGUGAAGACAUGUAGUUCUGCUGAGCUCCUGGGAAAAGCAGCCAGCUGGGAAGAUGCUCUGCUUCACUGGGUUAAUGAGUUGAACCAGAAUCUGAGAGAACGUACUGAAGGAGCCCAGAAUGACUUGUCUGAGACCAUUACAGACCCCCAACCUGUUCAACCAUCAUGUCCUACUCGCUGGUACUGGAAACUUGUUCCUCUCCGCUAUAGGAAGGAUAAAAUUCAGUCCAAACUAAAGCCAGUUUUUCCAGUAGUGAAUGAAGUUAAAGACCUGUCCAGUGGAUGUGCUGUUGCUGCCGUCAUACAUUACUAUUGCCCCGGCCUUCUGAGACUUGAAGAUGUUUGUAUGAAGGAUUCCAUGUCUGUAGCAGAUAGCUUGUACAACCUGCAAUUCAUCCGUGAAUUUUGUGACAGCUGCCUAAAGAGCUGCUGUCACUUGGCACUGGAGGACAUGUUAUAUACACCACAGGAACUUCAGAUGAACUUGCUGAGCUUCCUGGCAGAACUGCUUAGCUGGUUUGAAGUACAAAGACCAGAAUUUGUGCAGCCAAUAGAUAUGUUAAGCGAAUCUACACCAGUAACACCAAGCAGCUUGAGUGAUAACAGUACCUCCCCCUCUAUAUUCAAGAAGCCUUUCCUCCCAAUUUCCUCUUCUGCAUCAGGAUCUUUGACUCAGUCUACCUCAAUGUCUCAUAUAGAAGGAGCUGGAAAGACAUGGAGCAAGAAACCUCUGAGCCGGCCAUUGUCAGCAGUAUCCUUCAGCAUUCCUUUUGGGCUAGACAGCGACGUAGACAUUGUGAUGGGCAACCCUGUAAUAACCCGCUCUGUGAGCUCAGAUCAGCUGAACCCAGCUGGUCAAAAUAUGGCAAGGGUGCCCUACACCCCUCCCGAAGACCUCAGUCAUUUGCUUAGCAAACCUUCAGGACCUAAUGGUCCACAGAGAGCAUCCUGGGCCACCCAGACUCCCACUGUUCCUAAGUUGGCAGAGGAGAAUGACCUCGGGACAAGUGAAACAGGAGAGCUGCCUACAAUUGAAGAGGCUCUUCAGAUUAUUCACAAUGAAAGCAAAAUGGAGCCUCGUUUACACCCUGAUGGUGCUCCUGACGGCUUCUACCUCCACUCUCCUGAUGAUCCUGCUAGUUCUCGCUAUAAUGGCAAUUUACCACCAAUCAGCUCCUCUGCACCAACCCGCUCAGGAAUGAUGUAUCGGCCAACAGGAGAGUCCAGUGAAUCCACUCGCACUAGAAACACUUCUGAAUGUUCACGAGAUGAUGACUCAGUUUUGAGAGACGGUAGUGUGGAUUCAGAUGCAUCAGAAGACAUGCCUAAAGCUCAGUCCACUCCAUCAACACCCGGUGCUGCAGGUGGUGCUGCUAUUAGAGCUGGUAAGGAGGUUCCUGACAGUGGUGUGAAGAUGACCAGUUUUGUAGAACGGAAAAAGAAACAGAUUACUGAUUCUCCAAAAUCUAGUGAUUCUCCUCAGAUGACAUCAUGGGCACAGAAGUCUGAAGAAAGCCCCAGCAAGAGCCCACAGCUGAAUAAUGAGAUGUCGGAGUUGGGGGUUCGGCUUGAAGAAAAGCGCAAAGCCAUCGAAGCUCAGAAGAAACGCAUUGAGGCCAUUUUUGCAAAGCAUAGGCAGAGACUAGGAAAGAGUGCCUUUCUGCAAUUAAAGAAAGAGCACCGUGAGGGGAAAGGAGAAGAUGGCCAGGUCAGUACCUCAUUCACAGAAGAAGACCUCUCUCGCUUGACACUUGAAGAGCGGCUAGCACGAAUCGAAUUGGAAGAUCAACAGGAACAAGAUGAAGAGCACCCCACAGUGGAAGAUGAGGGUAAUGUUAAAAGAGGACUUGCGCUCAACAAGCAGGUCAAAGAGAAGGCAGGUACACCAGGAGAGAAGCACCAUGCGACACCUACUGACAAAGUGGUUGCUCCUUUAGGGGACUAUAACAACGCAGUGUCCAAGCUAACUGCAGCUCUUAGCUCCCUGCAAAGUGACAUGCAACGACUGACUGAGCAGCAAAAUCAGCUAAUGAAGAAAAAACCGUCACCUUCCAAUAACAAGUCUUGGGUUAUUCCAACCAGCCCUAAAACCUCCACCUCAGCCCCUCCUCCUGCACGCCUGUCACGAGAAACCACUCGAGAUUUAAAUUCGGCCUCCUCUUCUCCGUCUCCAUCACGCAAAAUCACAAACCACACCACUUCUCCUAAAUCUCCUCAUGUACAUCGAAGAGCCCAGUCUGUACCUCCUAAAAGCCCAAAACACAGUCGUCCAUCAGACACUAAAGUCCCCUCCCUGUCGAGGGUUCUUACCCCACCUACAAAUGUAGACCGCAUCCCCCAUCUUCGUCGUGUAAAUCCCUGGCAAUCUCAAGUACAGACUUCAUCCUCAUUCUCCAUUGGUGACUCCGGUAGCCUAGAUGAGCUGCGCUCAUUAGGACCAACUCCUGUGCCAACAACUACACUGACCCCAAUACCAGCUUCUACCCCAACUCCAGGUCCUGGUGCAGAUGACGGCCUGUCAGAAGUAGGCUCCAAUGAUGGACAAAGUAUAUUUAGUAUGGACCUUGAGGUCGGGUCCAAUCAUGGUCCAUUGACUAGAAAGGAAGGCGUUGCAGGAGGGGGCUACAGCUCUGGUGCCCCAUCUGAAUGUUCUUUUGAGAGUGAUGCACCUGCAGGGAUGUUGAAUGGCAAACGCAGUAGCCUGAUAGAGAUCUCACUGUCUGCCUUGGGAGGAGAUGAUGAGGAGGAUGACCAAGUGCCUGAUGCUCUCUCUGACUCAAUGAGUGACCUCACAGAGGCAGAGAAUAAAGCAGCAGUUGGUUUCUUUUUCAAGGAUGACAAAGAUCGACCGGAGGAUGAAAUGGCUCAGCGAAAAGCAGCUUUUCUUGAAAAACAGCAGAAGAGAACAGAAGAGAUGAAAAGACGAAAACUUGAGCAGGAAAAAGAAAAAGAAUCAAACAAGCCCCAGUGGAUGAUCAUUGAAGGCUGGGGCAGUAAAAAUGAGGACAGACCACAGACCCCAGGCACUCCUCCCAAAACCCCACCAGCAGAAGGCACUCCUCAACGUAGAGGAGACUUCACUAAGCAGGAAUAUGAGAGGAGACAGCAAUUGAAGAUCAUGGAAGACUUGGACAAGGUUCUGAAGCAGAAACCCACUACAGUGCGUGGUGUCAAGAAGCAGAGACCUAAGACUAUGUUCAGAGAUGACUCUGUGCUCUCUCAGAGUCCUGUCAAAGGUUUCAUGGGCACUAAGCUCAACAAGGUAUACUCCCAUUCAUCCAUGAACCUGUCCUCCAUGGCUAAUGACCCUGGCGGUAUGACCGUCAGGAAGUCACCCAGUCGUUCACACUCUCCUGCUCGAUCACGGGGAAGGUCCCCAGGACGAAUUGGUGUUCAGAAUGGAGAGAAGGACUGGGAGACUGGCUCCGCUAUUUCCUCCCCUGCUUCUAUCCCAGAAUAUACAGGACCAAAGCUGUACAAGGAGCCUAGCUUUAAGUCCAACAAAUUCAUCAUCCAUAAUGCUAUCACUCGUUGCUGCCUGGCUGGGAAGGUCAAUGAACCACAGAAAAACAAGAUUGUAGAGGAAAUGGAGAAAAGCACAGCCAAUCACUUUCUUAUCCUCUUCAGAGAUUCCAGCUGCCAAUUCAGAGCGGUUUAUACCAUGAACCCUGAAACCGAUGAGAUGGCACGGCUAACUGGCAUUGGCCCGCGAGUCAUCACGCUUGAUAUGGUUGAGUCCAUUUACAAGUACAGCUCAGACCGCAAGCAGUUCACCGUCAUCCCGUCCAAAACCAUGUCCAUGAGUGUUGACGCUUUCACCAUCCCUGGCCAUUUUUGGCAAAAGCGCCCAGGAACUCCCAAAAAGUUUGGCACUCUCAAAUAAAGACUUAUCCAAUAAAGGUAGAGGUGCUUUUCAGGGAAUCCAUUCCCAACUUGACUUUUCAUUUCCCUUGAUUUUGGCCAGUGUGGCAGUUGAGAUUGUUAUUCAGUUAGAAUAACAGAAAACAGAUUGAGUGACUUUGGACAGCUAUCCACGUGGAGCUAACACUACAUGCUAAGAGAAUGGGCCAAGCACCUACUCACUCAGCCAGUGUGCUUAGAAUAGUUUAUCUCUGGUCUACCUAGAUUGUAAAAUAAUGCAACUGAUUCAGGACAACAACUCCCCCCCCACCCCCCUCAUGCCUUGCCUUACCCUGCCAUGCCCGAGUCAUUUUUGCGACUCUAAGGUAAGAAAAAGAGAGGACAACCACACUGCCUUUGCCUGCAAAACAGUACUUAGGGCACGAGUAGUUCCCACCCAUCUCAGUUCUGCUUGCAUUUGCCUUUUCUACUUCUAGGGCUCACUCUUUCCACUCUGCUGAAACAAGUCUAAGGUCUCAGUUUUGAUUGGAGACUUCAGCUGAAAAUUAAUAGCAGAUAACACUGCUCCCAAUGAAUGUAGGGCACACACUAACCAUUCAUUCCAUUCAGGGGUGUUUUCACUGUUUGAAUCUAUUAUAGUGAAUGGUCCUUCUGCACUGGUAGUGACUGCUGUCAUUGUCAGUGGACUUCCAGACCUAGGAAAUGCUUGUGCCACAUAGUUUGUGAACUCCAUUCAAUCUCUCAGCUGUAGACAUCUGGAUGUUUUUUUUAUACCAUUUGCCAUGUUUUUGCUGGACAAAAUUAUUCACUCUUUGAGAACUAAAAGAAAAAUGAAAUUCAUGUGACUUUUUCCCUAGUAGCUCGCUUUUUUCAUUUUCAACACGUGAUGAAUUGAAAUGUUAUUUGAGCUUAUCUUGAAAAAUAAACCUGGAAACAUGAAGGAGGGCUUUAUCGUGUUUAUCUUGGAUACAGCUCUUUGUGAGAAUGAUAAUCAAUGAUAAUUUAAUAUAUACUGAAUGCUAAUUAAUUUGAUUUUUUUUUGACAAUGAUUUGUAAAACGUUGACCUUUGUAAGCUAUGAAUAAGCUAGCCUGCUGCAAAGUAUAAGUGAGAUGUAUGUUUGAGUUGCGAAUGAGUGAAUGAGAAUGAAUAGAAUUUGAAACAGUUUGUCUUGGGAUGAAUAAAUCCUUUAGGUCACUA